CUUUGAUGCGUACGUAUAUAUUAUCAAGGUACUGGUCAAUAGGAGUUCGGGGCUGGGUGUUUGGCGAAGGAGGAAGGCCGACGGCAGUGUGUUAUAUGUAGUAAGGCGUUUUGUUCUCUCUGAAGCGUUCUGUUGAACUGUAGCUCUAUGAACGGCGAGCGUAAUCAAUUCUACUGAGUGGCCGAUUUAUUGAAAGACAUUUACGUGGAGAGAAGUGAAAGGCACGAUGGACAGGCGAAAAUUAUCGACAUCUGGUGAUACACUUUAUGUAAUUUUGGGUCUCCCGAAGACAGCUACAGCAGAAGAUGUCAAAAAGACAUAUAGGAAACUUGCCCUAAAAUACCAUCCCGAUAAGAACCCCAAUAACCCAGAAGCUGCUGAACGGUUCAAGGAAGUAAAUCGAGCACACAGCAUUUUGAGUGAUUUGACAAAAAGGAAUAUAUAUGACAAUUAUGGCUCUUUGGGCUUGUAUAUAGCAGAACAGUUUGGAGAAGAAAAUGUGAAUGCCUACUUCCUAGUUACAUCUGGAUGGUGCAAGGCUUUGAUAAUUUUCUGUGGCAUCAUAACUGGUUGCUACCUCUGCUGUUGCUUUUGUUGUUGCUGUAACUUCUGCUGUGGGAAGUGUAAACCACCUCCACCUGAAGAUAGUGGAGAGUAUCACACAUUGCACAGGAAUGCUGGAUCCGGAGCAGCUGAUGGUGUCGUUUCGGAGCAGCCUCAUUCUUCAAAGAAACAGGAGGAUUUAAGCGAUGAUGAAGCUGGACCAGCUGUAACUUCUCAGCCUACUGGUACAAGUGCUGUGUUUGUUGCAUCUGCCCCUGAUAAUGCAACGGAGAAUACAUCACUGAACCCAGCAGAAAAAGUGACCUAUACACCUGGGUUGUCAGAGAAGGGGUCUCCAUCACACAUAGCACAAACAGCACAGCCUCAACAGCAGUCAAAAUGGUAAUGGGGGAGUACCCUAGUUCUGCAGGUAGACGUGUACAAGAAACUGAGGAAAGUAAGUUGACGUACAGUGGCAGUGUCUGAUAAACUUUGUACUUAUAAGAACUACAGCCCUUCAUUCCUGUUAUAUUAUAAUUACUAUCAUCAUCGAGAGUUGAAGUGUUAUUUCAUUUAACUACAUGCUUGUGAUUGAUUUAUCUUUAGUGGCACCAGACAUUAGUCACAAUGAGAAGUAAGCAUUUUUUAAAUCUGGGAAAUAGCUAUUUUUACUUCCACCCUCAAAAUAAUGAUGUACAUUCAGUGACAUGCUUGCUUGUUGCUAUGCUCACUUAAUUUUACUCUAGUCACAUGCAGUGUGGAAAUGUAUAGGGGAAUCUCACAAAUUUAACACUACCCCUGUUAAUCAAGUAAGUAACUUCUGUGGUUGUAUCUGGGUGCAUCUGUAAUUAACUAUUACAUUGAGUGUGUAAGAGAGAAUAGGAUUGAACGUUGAGAGGGCCAAAAUUGCCUGUUGUUUAGAAUUGUUAGUUUGUAUGUGUAUGUAGCAGUUGUAUUGUUAUGCCUGGAAAGAAACAUGAAUGCAACAAGAACAUCUGUUGGAAGUAAAUGCAUUUGAUUUUAGGAUUAGUUAUAUCCUAUAAGAAAGUAAGUGGGGGAAAAAGUGUCACAGGUUUGAAUGGUCUUCCAAGAUUUCCAAAUAAAUUUACAGAAGACUUUGUUAAAUUACCUACAGUUGAAUUGUUGGUGACUCUCAGUCUGUUUGGAAGAAUCAGUUUUACCGUUAGCUACUUAGUAGUAGUGUAUAGACUGUAAGCUGCCAAAUGAAAUGCAUAUGUUCAAACUUGAUUUCUGAAAAUUCAGCAGAGACUGAAAAUAUUAACUCUGUAAAAUUUACAAUCAGAAUUUGUUUGUUGCAUACAACAAAUUGAAACUGUCCUUCAAAAUAAUAAUUAUCGACAAUUAGUGUUCUCAGUUUAUUUUCUCUGAGACACAGUAAAUUAUUCACUUUCAGUCAUUGUUCAAGGGCAGGAUAUGCUUCAGUCUUCUCUGGCUUUGCAGAUAAUUGUGAUUGUAUUUACAUCAAUUACCACUGUGAGUCAUUUAUCAGAAAUGCUUGGAUGUUACAAAUUAACAACACUAUGUUGUCAAGUACUACAUGUUUAUUUUGUGAGCAGAUGUAUAUUACUGUGUAUAAAUUUUGGUAUUGUAAAAACUGUAAAUUUAACUUAACUAAUAAAUACACACUUUUUUAAAUAUGUGAUACUAUAUAAAGCAGGUGUAAAAACCUUUUUAUGAUAUUGGGAAUAGCCUGGCUAGCGUGUUUUAAGUUGUGUAGCUUGGUUUACAAGCUCUAAGACUGCCACAAUUGCAUUCUAAAUUUACUAAAUGAAAGAGAGGGAGAGAACUGUGGUUUGUGAAUGAUAGUCAUUCAGGAGGCUUGAAUUCAUUCAGAAUGGCUUAAGUUGUGUGUCAUUAUAUUUCCAGAUUUGGACAACAUUAUUAAUAUAUGAGAAAUGUAAUGGUUUUUUUUUUUUUAUUCAGUGCAGCAUAUAAAAUAAGAAUUUGUUCUACUGAUUGUAUUUUAUUUAAUUUGUUUCCAUGAGGUGUCAGAAAAGUGCUUAGUAUCAAAUAUAUUGGUAUAUUAAUCUGAUAUAUGCACCAUAGGGGAGUGCUUAGAGAACAGACAGGAGGCAAAUACUAUGUGAAAGAAAGAAAAUAUUGUAUUAUAGACUACAUACUAAUGGAAAUUAACUGCAGUAGUAAUAAAACUAAUAAUAAUUGCCUAAUUGCCUGCUAAGGAUGCUGGAGGCAAAAUAUAUUUCAUCACAUGGAAAUUAGGUGAAAUUGUGUAUUCUGCAAUGUGCCUAACUGCGGAAGCAGCAGUAAAAUUCAUAGGAACUAAUAAAGGCAAAAUUAACACUCUGUCAGAGGGCAUCAUACUGAAUGACUCGGAGGACACAAUAAAAACAGCCUCAUUGGAAUACUUGAUUCAUUUUUCAGUUAGAAAAAUUUGCGUAUGUAUUCUGUUUUUAUAGCUGCUUUGGCGUUAUGCAUAUGUACUAUAAUUUGUGCGGUAACAGCAUCUGAUGAGACUGCUCUCAGAAGUAGCAAAAUAGCCUUGGAAGUGGGUCCUUGAAGAGCACAAAAUUAAAACUGCCGCUGGCAUGAGUUAGUGUUAUGUCUAUUGAUGGUCAGUGUUCUCCUCUUUGUCUCUCAGAAGUCUCAUCAUACUUACACUUUUGAUCCAACUGUGUUUUUGUAAGUUGGUGGGGCACUAGUAGUUGGAUUUUUAAACCACAGCUCCAGUCGUCCUGUUUUUAGAUUUCUGUACAGGUUCACAAUUUUUAUUCUUUAUUAAAAUUUGUUGUAAAAUUUGUCAAAUUGGUUAGUGUGGACCUAUUUGGCAUUCAGUCUUUGAAAAUGCGAAGCAAACCGAAGUGUCAUUUAUUACAGCUGCAGUCCUUAGUCUUCUCUUCCAGUACUUCAUUAAAAGGAAACAGACAACAUGUGCAGUAAUUUUGUCAACACAUUUAUAGCUGAAUUGUGAAGCUUUGUACAGUCUUGAAUUUAAUCUUGGUGUAACACUCAGAAGAGGGUACAAUAACAGAUACAAAAUUCAGAAUGGAGGAUGAGAGAAGUCAGUUUAUCCAAUAUUUAUUUCUGAUUGAUAGUUAAUUAUGCAAACCAUGGGGACUCCAGGUUGGAACAUCAGAAAUAUAAGGAAAAGAUAGAUUGCUACUUACCAUAAAGAUGACGUGUUAAGUUGGAGGGAAAAAAAAAAAAAGAAAAAAAAAAAAAAAAAUAACAACGAUACGUACAUAUUAGCCGUCAGCCAGAGCGAUCAUCAGAAAAGUAAAGUAAACACACAACAUUCAUUCACACAAGCAUGCACAAGAUUUCCAUCUCUGGCACCUUGGACGGGAAUGCAAUACCAAAGGCUUUGGCCAAAAGCUAAUGUGUAAGUGUCUUUUUCACUAUCCCUGUCUGUAAGUUAACACGUCAUCUUACUGUAAGUAGCAAUCUGUCUUUUCCUUACAGUGUUGAUAGCUCAUUAUAUAUGCACAGCAUUCUGUUAAAUACACAGCUGCUUCAGUAGAGCUGAUAUUCAAAUAAAUGGUGUGUGUGUGUGUGGGGGGGGGGGGGGGGGUGUAUUAUUACUAUUAUUUUGUUAUAGUCAUUGACUUUUGGAAUCUGUGCCCCCAUACGCACUUAAUGCAAUGGUGUUGAAAUGUUCUGUGUUAGCUAUAAUCGUAGUCUAUUUAGAUAAAAGUAUCAUAUAGCAGUAUUAAUGCUAAUGCAAAAGAGUAAUAGUUGCUGCAGGGUUUUAUUACAAGAAAGAUUGUUUUCAGUUCAGUUGGUUUCUACUGUAAUGGAUGUGGUUUCUAAAUUGCAAGUGUUUUGCUGGCAUUAGAUUUGCAGUAUUAUGAUUUUAGACUUCUGUGUCUGCAGAACUGCCCUCUGUUGAUGGAGCCCCUGUAUGUGUGGAACUACCAUCUGUUACUGAUUACAACUCUUCCAAUUGAGUAUGAGCACAUGUUGUCUAACACUAAAAGCUUUACCAUUCACCCAAGUGUAUUAUCCAAUAGCACAUUGUACUCCAUUGGGACAUGAUCCAGUUUUCGUCUAAUGUAAUGACAGACAAACUGCAAAGCUAACAACAACAACAACAACCACCACCAACAACAAUAAUAAUAGUACUAAUAAAUAAAUAAUUUAUUAUUAUUAUUAUUAUUAUUAUUAUUAUUAUUAUUAUUAUUAUUUGGUAAGUGGAGUACUUGCUAUGUUGUGACAAUGAAAAACUGGUAAGAUUUGAAUUCCUCUCAAUUUUGUUAUGAAAAGUACCGUUACUGUUGUGUUGUAUUAACCUCCUACCCAACCUUAAGGGUGUUAUGUACUAACAAGAUAGGAGUAGCCCAACAACUAAAUAUUGAAUGGCCUAAUUAUUUCUCUGCUGUUUUUAAAAUUCCACUCUUUGCAACUGUGUAGAUUGCCCAUUAUGCUCAGUGCUAUAUCCCAUAUACUAUAUUUUACACACAGGAAUGUUGUAAUAUUUAAACAUUUUGGGAAGCAUAUUGUGUAACCUUUUCCAUGGGCACUGUUUCUUUUUGUUGUCAACAAACUGAAUAACAUUUAACAUAAAGUUUGUUUGUGAAUAAAUUGUCUAUUAUUGUACCAUGUCAUCAACAAGACAUUAAAAUCCAAUCUUGCUUCCUUUACUGUGCUUUAAGAACAGAACAACAGCAAACAUCUCUUUGCACUAGACUGCAUCUGCACCUUGCUGUAUGACAUGUAUCUGUUCAUGCAACAGCUGGUCCAAACUUUACUUAGAUGAGUAAUUUGUUAUUUACAUGAUUGCUUUUAUAUUAUUUACUCUUUGUAUUGUGAACAUGUGCAUGUAUUUACGUAUGUAUGUUAGUACAUAAAUCAGUUAUAGACUUCAUAGUUAAAUUGACAAUGGGGAGUUUUCAUCUGACCAGCUUCGUACUAGGUACUAGAAUACUAAAAUGCAUUUGUGUUAAAUUACUUAAUUCAUAGGAUUUCAUUUGAAAGUUAUAAUUUGAGGACAUGUACAUAUUUAGCAGAGAACCCUAUUGUAGAAUACACUAUAAACUUGUUGUUAUGGAGGGGAAACUUGAUUUAAGGGCUACAGUUAGAUGAUGAAUGUACUUGUAUUUUGCUAAGAUUCUGGUGGCAUACUGUGGAGGUAAUUACAUACUGAACAGCACAGAGUUUGCAGUUGUAUAUGUAUGUUUUUGGCUGUCUAGAUAUUUUAAUGCUCAUUUUUCUAAAGAAUACUAGUGGGGAACCUUGUUUAAGUUUCCUCCAUCAAAGCAAUGAUAAUACAUUAAAUGUAAAUUUACUAUGGGAACAGGAUGAAUGGAGAAGGUAAAACAGGCUGAACCAUGAAAUAUGAGAAGUGAAAUAAAGUUCUGAAGUGCCUCACAAAACAACUAAAUAUAAAGACAAGGUCAUAUUGGUAGGUUCUGAGAUGAGAUAUGAGCUCAAUAUAAGACCCAGUGAUGGACUGUAUUACAAAUAAAAUUAAAUUCAAAUAGUGUCCCCCCCCCCACCCCCCCCCCCCCCACCCCCACCCAUUUGCUGGGUAACAGUGAAUCUCCAGACUUGGGUUGAUGCAUUAGAGUUUACCUGUCCAAUGAACUUCUAUGCAUCAAGCAAAUUAAAUUCAUAUUUACUGCAGUUUAAUAGACUUUUAAAAGUGUUUACAUAUAUUAUAAAUUGUAAGUGCACAUGGGUGACAAAAUAAUAUGAAAAGUGUUAAUGUUCUUGUAUUUGUUACAUACUCUUAAAGAUGAGAUGAAAUACAUCAAACUUAAAAGUUUCCUCUACAUGUAUUAAUUCUUAACAAUGAAAUACAAAUUUGAAUAAAAUCUCACUUUCUACAGUGAAAUGAAACGUUCAGGUUAGUAUACAUUUUGAUUCAGUUUGGCUUUUUGAUAUUUACAUUGCUGUAUCACAGUGAUAAUGUAGGUAUAACAUCGAAUGUAUAAGAAGCCUCAUUGAUCAGAAAGAAAACGGGAAUUUUUGUCACAAUUCAGUGUUCAGAUCUAAAAUUUUCUGUAAUUGUGAUUAAUGGUUGAGAAAAUUGUAACUCAGAGAUAGAUACUCUUAGAUGUAUUGUACCAGAUGUAAAAACCAGUCAGUUUAGUCACUUUUUGUACCUAGCACCAUUUUUUGUGAUUGUCAGUUCAUUUUAAAUUUGUCUAUUAAUACUUUUGAUUUUGUCAAUAUAAUAAAAUUUCUUUCUCAAUACUGAGCAGGACAAAAGUCCAGUUGUAGUUAGAAACAAAUGUGAAUCAGGAAUACUGUUGUAUGAAUUACUUACUAAGUUAAUGGUAAUAACGCCACUAUGUACUAGUUUCAGGUUUGUCCAACAAAAUUGUUUUGUGAUAAGUCUACAAUGAUUGUAUUUUAUUGUGCUGUAGCAGUUUGAAAAAUUAGGAACAUUGUUAAUCGAAAAGUGUGUGUGUGUGUGUGUGUGUGUGUGUGUGUGUGUGUGUGUGUGUGUGUGAGUGUGAGUAGAGAGAGAGAGAGAGAGAGAGAGAGAGAGAGAGAAAAAGAAUUCAUUCAUUACAGUAAUGGAACUGGUGGUGCCUGCUCCUCGCCAUGCCACACAAACAUUUUGUGAACAUACGUAUGUAAAUAUAUUACAUUCCAUGAAUCGAAAUUGUUAAUAAGAGUAAAAUCUGCUCUUUAUAAAUUGGAGUUCCUUCUUUUGUAGAAAAAGCGAAAACAAUAAAGAAAUUUGAUAAGAGGCAGAAA
This is a messenger RNA of Schistocerca serialis cubense, 7227 nucleotides long. RefSeq names its product dnaJ homolog subfamily C member 5 (gene Csp). The record is from RefSeq and is a predicted model, not a curated record. The transcript has 9 exons. The coding region runs from base 227 to 949 and encodes 240 amino acids. Gene Ontology annotation, biological process: regulation of neuromuscular synaptic transmission. Lineage: Eukaryota; Metazoa; Arthropoda; Insecta; Orthoptera; Acrididae. Gene Ontology annotation, cellular component: type Is terminal bouton.